UGUUCACCAUAUUUGGACAUAGAUCCGCUGCUUUCCCCAUCUCUCUCGCCAGAAAAAACAAGGUGACAUAUGGAGUCCUGCUCGUUGGACCGAGCCAGUGUGCGAACAUGAGCGUGUUUGAAUGGUAGAAUCCUGUCAGCAGCUGGAAGAACUGACUUCACCUCUGGUUUGGAAAUAUCUAAACAGAAGGAUAUUCGCGUAAAACAGCGAUGCCCUGUGCACAAACCCAGCAUGCAUCCCUGCCCCAUGACAUCUUCUUUAGCUCUGAGCUUGUGAAUCCUGAUCUCAGUCCAAAACUAGUGAUGGAAGAUAAAGGCCAGAGGGGCCAGCUCUCUACAUCCUCCCUGCCAAGCAUCAACACUUUAGUGGGAAACGGCUAUGCUGGGCAGUUUGAUGCCUACUCCUGCAAGGUUACCACUGCCCCUGCUGCGACUACAGUUUCUUUAAGCCACCCAGCAGCUGCUGAUAGCUCUAGUCCACACAUGCAGAACCAACCCUUCAAGCUGGAUGAUCUCCCGGUGUAUGGCUGUUACCCAGGAUCUUUUGCACUUAGCUGCCUUGAUGAAACACUCUCAUCAUGCGGCUCAGAAUUCUAUGCCACUGUUUCCUCUCCAACCCAGGGAUUUCAGACAGAGUCUGCACCUGUCUGGGAUUCCCCUUUUAGCCCUUUCCCCUCAGCUCCUCCAUGCUCAGUGGACAAGGCUGCCAUGCCACAGCAACUCUCCUUUUUGACCUUCAGCCCCGCACCAGAACAGCACUCCACUUUGGGCCACCACCAGGAUUCUUUUCCUGGUCCGGAUGACCCUUUCUUCCUGUCUUCUCGGCAGCACGUGUAUCCCCUUCACUGCCUCCACACGUCUCUGGAAAACGGACCUAGGGAAAGCCCCAGAAUGGUGGAGGCGGUAAUGAUGUCUCCUAAAACCCCAAACUCAGGCACCAAUGAAGGCCACUGUGCAGUUUGUGGUGACAAUGCAUCCUGUCAGCACUACGGAGUCCGCACCUGUGAAGGAUGCAAAGGUUUCUUCAAGCGAACUGUUCAGAAAAAUGCUAAAUAUGUGUGCCUUGCCAAUAAAGACUGUCCAGUGGACAAGAGGAGGAGAAACCGAUGCCAAUUCUGCCGGUUCCAGAAAUGUCUCGCUGUGGGAAUGGUCAAAGAAGUUGUCCGCACAGACAACCUUAAAGGUCGUAGAGGACGCCUGCCUUCCAAGCCAAAGAGUAUGAUUGAGGCUUCAUCCACGAUCCCCAAUGUCAACAUCAUUGCCUCUCUUGUAAAGGCUCAUUUAGACUCAAAUCCAAGUGCAGGAAAGCUAAACUACUCCAGGUACCAGGAGAAAACCAAUCAUUUGAAGGAAAAGGAAGAUGCUGGUGAUAUCCAGCAGUUCUAUGAGCUGCUCACUGGUGCCUUGGAUGUUAUAAGAAAGUGGUCUCAAGCCAUCCCAGGGUUCACAGACUUCUGCGAGGAGGAUCAGGAGCUCCUCCUUGAAUCUGCAUUCGUGGAGCUCUUCAUCCUCCGUCUGGCUUAUAGGUCAAAUCCAGAGAAGGAUAAGCUUGUCUUCUGCAACGGUGUGGUCCUCCAUCGACAGCAGUGUGCCCACAGCUUUGGAGACUGGAUUGACUCGAUCAUGGAGUUUUCACAGAGCCUUCACCGGAUGAAUUUGGACCUCUCCUUGUUUGCCUGUCUUGCAGCGCUUGUGAUCAUCACCGAUCGCCACGGCCUCAAGGAGCCAAGACGCAUUGAGGACUUCCAAAGUAAUCUCAUCAGCUGUUUAAGGGAACAUAUGAGGCUUGCAGCGCAUCUUCUACCUAAAACUGGAAGAUCUGGUCCCUCCUCCACCGAUAGUGGAGAAGAUCUUUAUGGAUACUCUGCCAUUCUGAAAAAAAAAGACAAAAAAGGAGGUGAAGAGAAAAUGCCUGCUAUAAUUGAAAAAACCCCACAAUGGAAUGAAGUCAGUGUGUGGUAUAACUGAAUAAAAUACGAAAAUAGUGAAAAAAAACAGAGAUCAUAGCUAAA
Oryzias latipes (Japanese medaka) is the source of this 2011-nucleotide messenger RNA. Its product is annotated as putative nuclear hormone receptor HR38. The record is from RefSeq and is a predicted model, not a curated record. Gene Ontology annotation, cellular component: nucleus; transcription regulator complex. Gene Ontology annotation, molecular function: nuclear receptor activity; zinc ion binding; nuclear glucocorticoid receptor binding. Gene Ontology annotation, biological process: cellular response to corticotropin-releasing hormone stimulus; regulation of transcription by RNA polymerase II. NCBI's taxonomy places the organism in Eukaryota, Metazoa, Chordata, Actinopteri, Beloniformes, Adrianichthyidae.